Macrosteles quadrilineatus (aster leafhopper) is the source of this 2056-nucleotide messenger RNA. RefSeq lists its product as uncharacterized. The transcript has 4 exons. Gene Ontology annotation, cellular component: nucleus; transcription regulator complex. The coding region runs from base 195 to 1928 and encodes 577 amino acids. NCBI's taxonomy places the organism in Eukaryota, Metazoa, Arthropoda, Insecta, Hemiptera, Cicadellidae. The record is from RefSeq and is a predicted model, not a curated record. Gene Ontology annotation, biological process: regulation of transcription by RNA polymerase II.
CAGUCAACGCCUUUUUAAUUCUCGUGUACACUGUACAGGCCAUGACCAUAGUGGACUCGUGUAACUAGGCUUCUUAUGGUAUAGGCUGUGUUACCUGUUCGACUAUUCUUUGAAAUAAUUAUUUCACACGUAACUUUCCCUGUGAGCAAGUAACUUAUCGUCAUUAAUCUGAGUUUAUUUCAUUAACUGAUUAAAUGGAACGUUUCAAUGCAAAAGAUGUUACCCCCAGUAUUCCACCAGAGAAAAACGUACUGUUGAUUUCGGAAGUCAAGAAGUUCACCUCGCUAUAUGACACUUCUGACCCGAAUUAUUAUGUAUUAGCCGAAAGAAACAAAGCGUGGCUGCAAGUUGCUGAAAAUUGUAAUGAACCAGCUGAGCUGUGUCACCUGAGAUGGAAGUCACUUCGGAAGCGUUAUGCUAAAGAAAAAAAGCGAUUCCCUGAAAUAAUACAAGGACAGCGCAGACCAUGGGCUCUCUUCCCGAAAAUGUCAUUUUUAUUAACCCCAGCACAAACACCAAUGCGUAGAAUAAAACCUCCUAGGCCACGGAAGAAGAUUGGCCCGACAUCAAGUUCAGAGAAUUCGAAACAUAAUGCUUCUGACGAUGAUAUGCUGAUAGUAAAUGAUAAGGAUGAAGUUGUAAGCACAUGCAAGUCUACAGAAAUAUCAGAAGAUGAAUACAUCUACGAGACAUUAGAUGACCCUGAUAGUGCAUUAGAAAUCAUGAAAGAAAAACCGCCUCCUAAAGUAAAACCUACGGCAAUACGCUCUGGGGCAGCCAUAGCUCCAACUGUUCCUCGUUUUAGGGGGUCAGGGAGGAUAAGAAAGGUCACAUCGAAAAUGCAAAAUUCUUUCAUAGCUAAAAAGCUAAAGCAAGCGCAACAAAUACUGCAAGAAUCAGAUGUGUCAGUGGAAGACAAAAAACCUCCUCUACUAACCCCACAGAAAGCCUCUGUAGAUAAUGCUAAGAAUGAUACUAAAAGAUCAUCAGGAGCAAAAACUGUACUCCAUCAAGACAAUACUACAAGGCAUGUAGCGACGGUAAAUCCCAACAUGGUUAGGCUAGAUAAAAUAACCGAUAAAAACUCUUCCACACAUGUUCAUGACAGUAUAAUUACCUUAUCCAGUAAGGGGUCCCCAGAAAAAAUCAGCGAAGCUCAUCGACCGUUCAAAGUAAUCAAGCUGAAAGGGAAAAAUCCGAUUAUAUUUUCACCAGAACAAUUGCCGGACAUUCAGUCGUUUCUUAAGGCUGAAGCGUCAUCUUCAAGCUCUGUAUCUGUGCCUGAACAGAAUGAGUUGAAAACACCACUUCUCAAAAUUAAAUCAGUGGAUAAUCUAAACAAGCAGAAUGUUGUGUCUGCCCCUGCAAGUGAAAAUAAAGACAACAAUCUAGACAUUAUCCAUUCUGUGGGGCUCGUAAGGAGGAAUACGGUUGAGAAAUGUGCGGAAAAACAUGAGACGUCUUUCUUGAGAAACUCACUCGAGGAACCUUUGACCAAGAAGAUAAGUCAUCAGAGUUACUCAAGGGCAUACUCUUGGAACAGACCGGGGUCGAAAACCGCCAACAAACAAACGGCCAAUGAUAAAAUCCAACCGGACUCCCAGACAAAUGAUUAUGAAAUAGAGGAAACAUGGAAUGAUAUUAAGCAAGAAAAUAUUGAAGACAUGUCCUGGCAUCCAGAACCUGAAAUGGUACAGUUUGGAGAAUACGCUCAUACGAUGGACUACCCAGAAGAAUCUCCCAACAAUCAGAACAUGUGGAACAAACUGAGUGAAGCCAAGCUGGAACUUGUCGCUUACCAGAGGAAAAUGCUCGAAGAGCAACACAAGAAAACAAUGGAAUACAUGAAGAAAGAGCAUGACUUGAAGAUGACUUUGUUGAAAGCAGAGAUCGACUUGAAACGAAAACAGUUAAACAUCAUGUUGUAAAUAAGUUCAGCAACCGAAAACUACUGUAGAUUGUAAAUAAUUUAUUUGCUUGAAGCCCGGUUGUUUCUACAUUAUGCCCUCCCCUUAUGUGAUCUCAAUGUAAAUAUAUUUGUUUUCUUCUUAUAGAA